This is a messenger RNA of Motacilla alba alba, 519 nucleotides long. The record is from the annotation of a RefSeq genome assembly. NCBI's taxonomy places the organism in Eukaryota, Metazoa, Chordata, Aves, Passeriformes, Motacillidae.
AUGAUGGAAUUUGUUAUAUUUUUGGGUCUGUGUUUUGUUUUAGGGGGGCUGGCGGUUGCAUCUAAUCCUUCCCCUUAUUAUGGGGUGCUAGGGUUAGUGGUAGCGGCUGUUGCGGGGUGUGGUUGAUUGGUGAGUUUGGGGGUUUCUUUCGUAUCUUUGGUGCUGGUUAUGGUAUAUUUAGGGGGAAUGUUGGUAGUGUUUGUUUAUUCGGUGUCUUUAGCGGCGGAUCCGUAUCCUGAGGCUUGGGUAAAUUGAGGGGUUGUUGGUUAUGGUUUUGGGAUGGCUUUGGUUGUUAUUGUGGGGCUUGCUAUGGGGGGUGUUUUAGAGCUCCUGGUAGAUGGGGGGACAGUGAAUAGUGGAGGUUUGUUGUCGGUUCGGUCAGACUUUAGCGGGGUGGCUGUGCUUUAUUCGGAAGGGGUUGGGCUGCUUCUGAUUGGGGGGUGAGGGUUGCUGUUGACUUUGUUUGUGGUAUUGGAGCUUGUGCGGGGGUUAUCUCGGGGGGCGAUUCGGGCUGUGUAG